Molecule: messenger RNA, 5453 nt
Organism: Periophthalmus magnuspinnatus
Lineage: Eukaryota; Metazoa; Chordata; Actinopteri; Gobiiformes; Gobiidae
Gene: adcy6b
Product: adenylate cyclase 6b
Exons: 23
Coding region: 417-3944 (1175 amino acids)
Biological process (GO): intracellular signal transduction; cAMP biosynthetic process; adenylate cyclase-activating G protein-coupled receptor signaling pathway
Cellular component (GO): plasma membrane
Molecular function (GO): adenylate cyclase activity
Source: RefSeq, a predicted model, not a curated record
AGAACCAGAGGGAGUCGGGGAGGUCGAGGCGGUGGGAAUGUACUGUAGCUCGGGCUGGGAACAGUGAAGGUUGUCCCGGUCGGUCUGGCAGCCUUCCUUUACCCGAGCCUGUGGAGCAGCUUGUCGGCCUCUUUGGCACGGACUCGACAGCGUUUGAGACGUGGGACGGCGGCUUACAUGCUGGACCGAACACGGCGGUAAAAACUGGAUCUCCACUGCAGUAUUACUCUUUGGAUAUCCAAUGGAGAACAGGUGGAGAGAGGGGCAAUGGGCGGAGGAGUAUCUCUCUGUCUGUUACUGAGACACUCGCAGACUCACCUCUGAUGCCUCUGGCAGCACUGAGCUCAUGGUGUGUGCUCGCUGGGAUCAACUAGUGGCCUGGCCAACGUUUCAACACACAACAAAGCCCACACAGGAUGUCGUGGGCCAGAAGGCUCUUUGUACGAAGAGUGGACGAGCGAAAAACAGCAUGGGGAGAGCGCAAUGGCAAGAAGCGAAAGGACAGUUCCUCACUGUGCCACCCCCGCUACAUGAGCUGUCUGCGGGACACUGAAGAUCUCGACUCACCUAAUGCAGCUUCUCAGCACUACCCUGGUGGAGCAGGCACCAGUGCAGGCAAUUACAACUUGCGCUGUGUAUGGCAGGAGGACCACUACCUGAAGAAACCCACAGCUGGAGAUGUGGGUUUGAAGGCUGUGGAUCUGGGCUUUGAAGAUGGUGACGUGAAGGGCAGGAAGGAUGAAGAACUGGGGGAGCGAGGAGAGGGCAGCUGCAAGGCCAUGAGUGCCGCAGACUGCUGGAGGAGAGUAGUUUGGGUUUUUCAAUCAAAGAAGUUUAGUUCAGCCAAGCUGGAACGCCUGUACCAGCGUUACUUCUUCAGACUCAACCAAAGCUCUCUGACCAUGCUAAUGGGGGUGCUGGUGGUGGUGUGUGGGGUCAUGCUGGUAUUUCACUGCAUCAAUGCGGAUCCCGACAUCGCCUACAUCUGCAUCCUCUCUAUUGCCAUGACCCUGUUCCUGGCUCUGAUGGUGGUAUGUAACCGUAAUGGCUUUCACCAGGACUACAUGUGGAUAGUCAGUUACCUGGUGAUGGGCGUGCUGAUCGUGGUACAGGUGUUUGGGGUGCUCAUGGUGCAGCCCCGCAGUGCUUCAGAGGGUGUCUGGUGGACCGUCUUCUUCAUUUACAUCAUCUACACUCUGCUGCCGGUGCGCAUGAGAGCUGCGGUCCUCAGUGGAGCAGUGCUGUCCAUCAUCCACCUGGUCACAGCCUGGCAACUCAACCAGGAGGACAAGUUCAUUUUCACACAGAUCAGUGCCAACGUGCUGAUCUUCCUGUGCACUAACAUGAUUGGGAUUUGCACCCACUAUCCCGCCGAGGUGUCCCAGAGGCAGGCCUUUCAAGAGACCAGAGGGUACAUCCAGGCCAGGCUACACCUACAGAGAGAAAACCAACAGCAGGAGCGCCUACUACUGUCAGUGCUGCCAAGGCAUGUUGCAGUUGAAAUGAAGGAAGAUAUCAAUGCCAAGAAGGAAGAUAUGAUGUUCCACAAGAUCUACAUCCAAAAGCAUGACAAUGUUAGUAUACUUUUUGCUGACAUCGAAGGCUUCACCAGUCUGGCAUCCCAGUGCACAGCACAAGAGCUGGUUAUGACGCUGAAUGAACUGUUUGCACGCUUUGAUAAACUGGCCUCGGAAAACCACUGCCUGCGGAUUAAAAUCCUGGGAGACUGUUAUUACUGUGUGUCAGGGCUGCCUGAGCCUCGUGCGGACCACGCCCACUGCUGUGUCGAGAUGGGAGUCGACAUGAUUGAGGCUAUUUCGUUGGUGCGAGAGGUGACGGGAGUUAACGUGAACAUGCGUGUGGGCAUUCACAGUGGGCGGGUUCACUGUGGGGUGCUGGGCCUUCGCAAGUGGCAGUUUGACGUCUGGUCCAAUGAUGUGACUCUUGCCAACCAGAUGGAGGCGGGGGGUAAAGCCGGGCGUAUCCACAUCACCAAAGCCACUCUGCAGUAUCUAAAUGGAGAUUAUGAGGUUGAGCCGGGACAUGGUGGGGAGAGGAACGCUUACCUGAAAGAGCACAACAUCGAAACAUUCUUGGUGCUGGGUUGUAGCCAGAAAAGGAAAGAGGAGAAAGCUAUGAUGGCCAAGAUGCAGAGGGCACGAGCAAACUCAGCGGACGGACCCAUCUCACACUGGGGGCAGGACCGAUACUCCAGAAACAAGGGCUCCAAAGUCUUAAGGCAGAUGGGCAUCGAUGAAGCUUCCAGCAAAGACAAUCGUUGUGCUCAAGAGGCACUGAACCCUGAGGACGAGGUGGACGAGUUUCUGGGACGAGCCAUUGACGCACGCAGCAUCGACCAGCUCCGGAAAGACCACGUCAAGAAGUUUGUCCUUACAUUUCAGACUCCAGAUUUAGAAAAAAAGUACUCCAAAAAGGUGGACGAUCGUUUUGGAGGAUAUGUGGCCUGCACGCUACUUGUUUUCUGUUUCAUCUGCUUCAUUCAGAUGACUGUGUUUCCAAGAACCCCUCUUAUGCUUGGUCUGUACAUCAGCGUCUUCAUUAUGCUUGUCAACAUCCUGUUUAUCUGUGCCAUUUACUCUUGUAUAAAACUUUUCCCUGCUGCCUUGCAGACUUUGACCAAGAAAAUAGUCCAGUCCCGUGCACACAGUACAUUGGUGGGGAUUUUCACUAUCCUCUUGCUGUUCAUCUCAUCUUUUGCUAACAUGUUCACAUGCAGUAGGGAGGAUCUGAAGGACUGUGUGGCUGGUGAGCUCAACACUUCUGUGGAUCUGACUCUGUGUCUGCUGCACAACCUGAGCACCAAGGCUGACGACGGGCUGACUCUCUGCUCCAGUCAGACCAUGCCCUGCCAUUUCCCUGAGUAUUUCAGCUACAGUGUGCUGCUGACCCUGCUGGCCUGCUCUGUGUUCCUCCACAUCAGCAGCAUUGGGAAGCUGGCUCUCAUGCUCUUCGUGCAGCUCUCUUUCCUGCUGCUGGUGGAGUGGCCUCAGGUGGCUCUGUUUGACAACGCAGACCUGCUCGUCAGCGCCAUCACCCUGCCUAGUUUCAAUGAAACAACAGAACAGUGCCUGGACAGUGUGAACAAAGUUCCCUUAAAGGUCAUGACCCCUGUGAUUCUUACUGUGUUUGUCCUGGCUCUGUACCUGCACGGCCAGCAGGUGGAGUCCACGGCACGUCUCGAUUUCCUUUGGAAACUGCAGGCUACAGAGGAGAAGGAGGAGAUGGAAGAGCUGCAGGCCUAUAACAGACGCCUGCUCCAUAACAUUCUGCCCAAAGAUGUGGCGGCCCACUUUUUGGCCCGAGAGCGGCGCAAUGACGAGCUGUACUAUCAGUCAUGUGAGUGCGUUGCCGUCAUGUUCGCCUCCAUCAGUAACUUCUCUGAGUUUUAUGUGGAGCUGGAGGCAAACAACGAGGGAGUCGAGUGUCUGCGCCUGCUCAACGAGAUCAUCGCCGACUUUGAUGAGAUAAUCAGUGAGGACCGUUUUCGUCAGCUGGAGAAGAUCAAGACCAUAGGCUCCACAUACAUGGCGGCCUCGGGCCUAAACGACUCCACGUACGACAGAGAGGGCCGCUCCCACAUCCUGGCACUGGCCGACUACGCCAUGAGGCUGAGGGAGCAGAUGAAGUACAUCAAUGAACACUCCUUCAACAACUUCCAGAUGAAGAUUGGUUUGAACAUGGGGCCAGUGGUGGCAGGGGUGAUUGGAGCCAGGAAGCCUCAGUACGACAUCUGGGGAAACACAGUGAAUGUGGCCAGCCGCAUGGACAGCACAGGAGUUCCAGAUUAUAUCCAGGUGACGACGGACUUGUACCAUGUGCUUUCCAGUCACGGAUACAAGCUAGACUGUCGCGGCCUGGUCAAAGUCAAGGGGAAGGGCGAGAUGACCACUUACUUCCUCACCAGCGGCCCCCAAGGUAGUUAACAACAGCGGACCAGAGCAUUACAGACACUGCAAACCCCUCCACUGCACUUAGAGGACACAGACUCCCAAAAAGAGUGGUCCAGUUGGCAUUAACCUCUGACGGAUGGCACGGAUAUGGUGGAGACACAAGAUGGCCGCCGGAGAUGACCCUCGUUUUUCUGGCAGGAGAAGAAGAUGCAGGAAGUGGUUUUAUGAGUGAAGACUUUCCCCUUGAGCUGCUUGAAAAGAGAUCACAAAAGCCCAGUUGCCUUAGGACGGAAGUGGCUAUGCUUUUAUGAGCAAUAGUACAAGAAUUUCAUCCAGAGUUUUUAUUUAUUUUCAUGGAUGGAUUUUUUUGUGAAUAUACUGUACACUACUUUAAAGAAAAUAUGCAAACGGAUACACGUGAAGGAUGACUAUGACCAAAGAACAAACAUUUGAUAUGAGAAGUACCAUAAUAAGUAAUUUAUUUCUCUUUUCACUGCAAAAGGCCACGGAAAAAUGUCUCAGUUGUGCCCAGAGACAUGAAAGAGCACUCAAAAAAUCAAAAUAAUAAUAAUAUUGGCUAGGAUGACUUUUAUUUUCCUAUCAGGGCCUUCUUUGUCUCUUCCUAGCCACUGUGGACACACAAAUGACUAUUUUCUUGGUGCACCGAAUUGUACGUUUGAUUUAUUGGAAAUUGAAGGAAAGAAAACAAAUUGUUUUAAAGUACAAUGGGGAGAUAAUGAAGAAGAGUUUUAGAUGUGUGAGUGGUGUAUGUAUGGAAUGCGAGCACAUGCAUCUGACAAGGGGCAUACUGUACUUGUUCACUGUGAGGUUUUUACUGUACGAAAAAACACUUUUGUUGCCAAACCAGUUGCUACAAGGCAUGUUUUAUAUUAUUCCUCAAAGUUAAAAUUGAUUUAUUAAGAUAAUUUGAGAAUAAUUACUACACAUGUUGCGACUUUUACUGGACUGUGAUUCCCUUCAAAUAGAUGAAGAAACCUAUGUUGUUUUUUUUCUCUCAGUGGCUUCAGUAUUGAUUGUAUGGAAAAAAAAAUAUGGUUCUGUUCACAAGUAUUGCCUUUCAGAAUAUGCAGUUUAAGUCCAUGUAUUAUUUUAUGGACCAAAAAUAACCACUUCCAACAACAGUAUUUGACAAAAGCUUGUUACAUUGGGCACUUGGAGGCGUGCCCCCCUCCCUCACUUCCCCAAUCUAAACAAUCACUAUUUGAAUGUACUUGUCCACUAUGAAGCUACUACUGAGGAAAACCACUCAUAUAAUUGCCUUUGGUACUGACAGAUGAGCAAAAUAAUUUAUGUUGGAAGUGAUUUUAUGUUAUAGAAGGCUUUAUAUUUUCUGUUUUCUACCUGAGCCUAAACUGUUGCCUUAUUGGCUAAAGAAGUCUCAUUUCUUCUGCUAGUUCCUCUGUGUCCUGGACUCGUCAGGUCAAUAAACCACUGUUGCAUUUUCUUUUAAAUCAACAGUCUAAGGAGUAGUGCAAUGAUUGGUUGAAUUAUUUUCCUCUCAACAAUAAAUGGCUUUUUUUA